GCCAACACACCUCACCCUUCCUAUUUAAACACCCCUCUUUGCCUCUCACAACCCAACCCAAAACAAAACCAACCCUUCUCUUUCUCCAAUUCCCAAACUCGUUGUGAAUGGUAGAAACCCUAAUUAGAUUCGAUUUAAUGCGCUCCCUUUUGCCGUCGAGGGCGAGCGCGCUUCUCCUCCCUGUUCCCUCCACAUUCGGUUCUUGCAAGCGUGCCUGGUACUACCGCUGCCUAGGCCUCGACCCCUGAACACCCCCUUCAUUGAUUCUCAAAUCGGACCCAGAUUCAGUUCCUUUGUUCUUGGGUCGUGCUUCCUUUUUUCAUUAUUUGUUUCCUCGAUCGCUGCUUUUUUAAUCUUUGUGUGGUUCAUUUGGGGAUUUUGAAACGAUGUUGCUGAGCAAGCCCAAGAAGAAUCAGAACGUCAACGCCAGAAGGCUCUUGAUCAGCAUCAAUGUGCUGGGAAGCGCCGGCCCUAUUCGCUUCGUCGUCAACGAGGAAGAGCUUGUGGCGGCGGUUAUUGACACCGCCCUCAAAUCAUACGCGCGUGAGGGAAGGCUUCCCGUUCUGGGAUCCGACAUCGCUUCUUUCGCGCUUUAUUGUCCACAUCUCGGAUCCGAUGCUUUGAGUCCUUGGGAUUCAAUUGGAUCACAUGGGGCUAGGAAUUUCAUGCUGUGCAAGAAGCCACAGACAUCAACGGGUGUAGCCGACGCGGAUGGAACCGCGAGUGGGACUGGUGCUACGCUUUCCCGCAGAGGGAGUGGGAGCUGGAAGGCUUGGUUCAACAAGUCCCUCAACCUUAAGAUUUCUUCCCAUUGAUUCAUUCAAUAAAACAAUGGGGUAAUUGAGAGUGCCUUUUGUGGUGUCGUCUAUGCCACUUUCGUGUAUUCCUUGGUUGUUUUUGUUUAUGUUCUCGCUAGCAAGAGAACUCUCUUUAGGAGAUUAAUAAUUAAUAAACUUUUUC
Molecule: messenger RNA, 960 nt
Organism: Abrus precatorius (Indian licorice)
Lineage: Eukaryota; Viridiplantae; Streptophyta; Magnoliopsida; Fabales; Fabaceae
Exons: 2
Coding region: 387-815 (142 amino acids)
Source: RefSeq, a predicted model, not a curated record